Bombus pyrosoma is the source of this 2501-nucleotide messenger RNA. RefSeq lists its product as uncharacterized. The transcript is spliced from 7 exons. Bases 67 to 993 code for a protein of 308 amino acids. The record is from RefSeq and is a predicted model, not a curated record. Lineage: Eukaryota; Metazoa; Arthropoda; Insecta; Hymenoptera; Apidae.
GCUGCAUAUAAAAGGCGGACGGUGGCGGUGCCAGGAGAAUACGCGUGUAGAGUUCACGAUUUGAAGAUGGUCAGGCUCGGUAAUAAUUCGCGUUUAAUCAUUGGAAAAUGCGUUCUUCUGAUGUUCCUAAUAGCUGUUCAAGUGACAGGAGAAGAGAACUGCAAUGAAGUAAAUUGUCCCGCUGAACUGAUUGUGAGAUAUUACAAGGGGAUUGGCUGUACCCCCAUUUACGCGAAUCCCAACGACUGUUGUGCGGAAGCAUACAAUUGCAGUCAUCUGAACAAUUUGUCACGGGAUAAAUGCUAUGUGAAUGGCAACGAAUACAGCGUCGGGGAGAUGCUGAAACCCGAGGACAGCAAUCCUUGCGACCGGAAUUGCACAUGUACGAUGUUCAGAGAUACUGCCUUUUUCCAAUGCGAGAGAUUAAACGAGUGUAAUAGUACAGAGGAACAGAGUUGUUCGUACAGAAGAACGCAUGGUCUUUGUUGCGCAGAUCCAUUUUGCGAUAUGGAAGAAACAGAUAAUACAACUUGUAACGCUAACGGUAAAGUUUAUAAGGCCGGGGAGUACUUCUAUCCAAACGCUAAUCCAAAGUUGUUGUGUCUCUGCAUGGAGGGAUACACAGGUGAGAAUAUCGAGCCUUUCUGUCAGCAAUUGAACCGUGAUCCGUGCUCUGCUCUCUUCGCGGAAGCUGCUCCUCAAGUUCAUGACAAGUGGUUACCUGCGUUUCUUACGAUACCAAGAUAUCAUUGCUAUAAAUUUGUAUAUAUAGGCCCGAACAUAAAGAGCGUCGAUAUUGAGGAAUUUAAAAACGUUAUGUCGGUUUCUGAGGGAGAAACCAGAACGUGCCGAUUUUAUAAUGAUACGAAUAGCAUAGGUGAGGAAUUUGACCCGGAACCGGUCGACAUGUGGACGGUUGACUUGAAAUGUAAAUGCGAGGUGCCUCCACUUAUAACGUGCCAGAGGUCAAUGGCAAUACCACAAGAAAAUUAAAGUCGAGAUCUUUUUUAAACGUAAACUAUUUAUCUAACUGCUUUAGUUCUUGAACAUGUUAUCGUUAUCUGGCUAAUUUUUGAAAGCUAUCGCGUUUAAAUAAUUUAUUGAUUUUAUGAUGUGAAAUAAAAUACGUUAGUAAGUUAAAAAAUUAGAACGUUUCAAUAAUUAAUAGAAUAGCUCGUAAAUCGAUAUAAUCUACCAAAAGCUGUUGUAUUUUACUAAAUCGUAGCAGUUGAAUUUUUUUAAAUACACUUUGUUACUGAAAGAAAGGAAUGUGUUGCAUUUGAUAAGAAAUUGCUUUCUUUAUUAAAUUUGCAUUUCUUUAUUAUCCUAACUAUGUCUAUUAAUGGCAUAGUUUAUCAACCAAUCUUUGAUAACGAAGGGAUAAUAAACGAUAGAAUGAGACUCGUUUUACGACGCGACGUGCCAGCUUUGAUAUAAACUUGUAAUGUUUGCAUAAUUAAUAUGAUUAUCCGGUAUUUCAUUGCUCGAAAUUGAAAAACUUUCUGUUCUUUAAAGGAGCCAUCUUUUCAUCCUGCAGAAACACCUUCUAUCAAUCUGUGUUAUAUCUUGAAAACCAUAUUUCAGAAAGUUCUUAAGCUUCUUAAGUCUUUGUAUCGCGCGCGCAUUCGAACGAAGUUUUAAAUCGUAGAUAAGAGAAAAAGAUAUAUAUAUAUAUAUACCUCUUAUAAUAUAAAUAAUUCACCCAACUUUUAAUCCAAGAACGUUAUUCAUCGAAUACCUUGGACGAGUUUAACGAUCGAAGAAAAUUUAAGGAAUUUCGAGUAUCUUAGUAGAUAUCGGACAACUAUGCGUUUCAUAAAUCUGUCAUAAUUUACCGAAGAUUGCGGUACAUCCCACUGAAUACCGAGAUUUUUCCUGUCUCUGUCAAAUUUUACGAUUCUCAAUUUAUAAUCCGCGAAAGCAUGGUAGAAACUGUUUUAUUGCAAAGGAAGAGAAAACGAACUUCCAGUUUUAGUUUUCUUUUUUCUUUCUUCUUGUUUCAUAUGUCACUAUCGAUGUUUUAUCUAUCGUGAUCUGAUAAAAAUAAGUUAUAUGUUUAUAGAAAUUAACAAGGAAAUAAACAAAUAAACAAAUCUCAAGAAUUAACAAAAAUCUUGCAUGCAUGAACCUAAUAGUUUGACCACGUUGAUAAGAACGUUUCAAAUAUUUUCAGAUAUACCAGAAACGAACCUGCGAACGUAUCGUGGUUCUUUUAAAAAAUUUAAUUCGCAGCUUACGCUGCGGUACACAACGCACAACGUUGUAUCACGUUCCCAGACCUACUAAUUCCUCAUUCAUUUAAAUGAACCAGAAGCAUGCUUAUAUCUCGUGUAACAUGACGUUAGUAGAAAAAAUAAAGAGAUCCAAAAACGUUGCAUUAAUGAUACGAAAUGUGCACAUUCCUCGGGACUAAAUAUUGAAACGUUUGUCGUACUAUUUUAUUUUAUUCAUUUUUAUGUAUUUUAUAUGUAACUGAAUUAAACUGGGUGGUUCACCAAAAA